UGAGUUUUGACACUAAAGAAAGACAAUUAUGCAGGUGAACGUACAUUCCAAUGCGAGUGUUUCUGUUCUCUGUAGGUUGGGAAUCCACGUGUUGAACUCACCCUGUCAGAACUCCAAGAUAUGGCAGCUAGGCAGCAGCAACAAAUUGAAAAUCAGCAACAGAUGUUGGUUGCCAAGGAACAGCGUUUACAUUUUCUAAAGCAACAGGAGCGCCGUCAGCAGCAAUCUAUUUCUGAAAACGAAAAGCUUCAGAAAUUGAAAGAACGAGUUGAAGCCCAGGAAAACAAACUGAAGAAAAUCCGUGCCAUGAGAGGACAAGUUGACUACAGCAAAAUCAUGAAUGGCAACCUGUCUGCUGAAAUAGAGCGGUUCAGUGCCAUGUUCCAGGAGAAGAAGCAGGAAGUUCAGACUGCAAUUUUGAGAGUGGAUCAGCUGAGUCAGCAGUUGGAAGAUUUAAAGAAAGGAAAACUGAAUGGGUUCCAGUCUUACAAUGGCAAGUUGACAGGACCAGCAGCCGUGGAACUAAAAAGACUAUACCAAGAGCUACAGAUUCGUAACCAGCUUAACCAAGAACAAAAUUCAAAACUCCAGCAGCAGAAGGAACUCCUAAAUAAACGGAACAUGGAAGUGGCCAUGAUGGACAAGCGAAUCAGUGAGCUUCGUGAACGUCUUUAUGGAAAAAAAAUACAGCUGAACCGUGUGAAUGGCACGUCGUCACCACAGUCACCCCUGAGCACAUCUGGCAGGGUCGCUGCUGUGGGGCCUUACAUGCAGGUUCCUAGUGCCGGAAACUAUCCUGUCCCAGGAGACCCCAUAAAGCCCCAGUCUCUCACUAUUGCUUCAAAUGCCGCCCAUGGAAGAUCCAAAUCCGAUGGCCACAAUAUGCCCAGAGUGACCAGCUCCUGGACAGUGUCAGACCUCGACAUUGGGCCUGACUACGGCUCCUCGCAGCAUUCUGCAAGCCCAUGUGUAAACCCUAAUGAUGGAAACUGGCCAACAUUAAAACAGAAUUCUAGCUCUUCAGUGAAACCAACACAGAUGGCCAGUGCAGACUGGAAGGACCCGAGUGUGGAGGGAGCUCUCAGGCAAGGCACCAUCUCAAGCCAACCUUUGCCCUUCUCAGCAUUAGGAGCCACGGAGAAGCCGGGCAUUGAGAUUAGUAAAGUGCCACCUCCCAUCCCUGGUGGGGGCAAGCAGCUGCCCCCAAGCUAUGGGACAUAUCCAAGUCCUACGCCUCUGGGUCCAGGGUCAACAAGUUCUCUAGAGCGGAAGAAAGAAGGAAGCUUGCCCAGACCUGGUGCAGGCCUGCCAAGUCGCCAGAAGCCCACUCCACUGCCCCCGGCAGCCAGCACCCCCCAGCCAGGCUCCUCACAACAGAUUCAACAGAGGAUUUCUGUGCCGCCAAGUCCCACGUACCCGCCAGUGGGGCCACCUGCAUUUCCAGCCGGGGACAGCAAACCUGAACUCCCACUGACAGUGGCCAUUAGGCCUUUUCUGGCUGAUAAAGGGUCAAGGCCACAGUCUCCCAGGAAAGGCCCGCAGACAGUAAAUUCAAGCUCCAUAUACUCUGUGUACCUCCAACAGGCCACACCACCUAAGAAUUACCAGCCACCAGUGCACAGCACCUUGAAUAAGUCAGUUAAAGCAGUAUAUGGUAAACCCGUUUUACCAUCGGGUUCAACAUCUCCAUCGCCAUUACCAUUUCUUCAUGGGUCCCUGUCCACAAGCACGUCGCAGCCUCAGCCAUCUUUAGAAUCUGCUGACAAAGAGGCAGAGCAGGAUGGCCAUGCCCCACCUACAGAUGGCAGCACUGUGGAGAGCCUGCCACGGCCACUCAGCCCCACCAAGCUCACGCCCAUCGUGCACUCUCCACUGCGCUACCAGAGCGACGCUGACCUGGAGGCCCUCCGCAGGAAGCUGGCCAAUGCACCCCGGCCCCUAAAGAAGCGCAGCUCCAUCACAGAGCCCGAGGGCCCUGGUGGGCCAAACAUCCAGAAGCUGCUGUACCAGCGCUUCAAUACCCUGGCUGGUGGCAUGGAGGGCACCCCUUUCUACCAGCCCAGCCCCUCACAGGACUUCAUAGGCACCUUGGCUGAUGUGGACAAUGGAAAUACCAAUGCCAAUGGAAACCUGGAAGAGCCCACCCCUCCACAGCCCACUGCCCCACUCUCUGAUGAGCCUGCCCCUUCAUCAGAUGCCAAUGACAAUGAGUUACCUUCCCCUGAGCCAGAGGAGCUCAUCUGUCCCCAAACCACUCACCAAACUGCUGAGCCUGCAGAGGACAAUAACAACAACGUGGCCACAGUCCCUUCCACAGAACAGGUCCCAAGUCCUGUGGCUGAGGCACCAUCGCCAGGGGAAGAGCAAGUUCCUCCACCAUCUCUUCCCCUUGUUGUACACCCUCCUGCAGCCUCCACGAGCAAACGAACCAACCUGAAGAAGCCCAACUCUGAGCGAACAGGGCAUGGCCUGAGGGUCCGGUUUAACCCCCUGGCACUGCUCCUAGAUGCUUCUCUGGAGGGAGAGUUUGACCUGGUGCAAAGGGUCAUCUAUGAGGUGGAGGAUCCCAGCAAGCCCAACGAUGAAGGGAUCACGCCCUUGCACAAUGCCGUCUGUGCUGGUCACCAUCACAUCGUGAAGUUUCUGCUAGACUUCGGGGUCAACGUAAAUGCUGCUGACAGUGAUGGAUGGACACCACUGCAUUGUGCUGCUUCCUGUAACAGUGUUCACCUCUGCAAACAGCUGGUGGAGAGUGGCGCUGCCAUAUUUGCCUCAACCAUCAGUGACAUUGAAACUGCUGCAGACAAGUGUGAAGAGAUGGAGGAAGGCUAUAUUCAGUGCUCCCAGUUUCUGUAUGGAGUGCAAGAGAAGCUGGGUGUGAUGAACAAAGGCGUGGUGUAUGCUUUGUGGGACUAUGAGCCCCAGAAUAGUGACGAGCUGUCCUUCCAUGAAGGGGAUGCCCUCACCAUCCUGAGGCGCAAGGAUGAAAGUGAGACCGACUGGUGGUGGGCUCGCCUUGGUGACCGGGAGGGCUACGUGCCCAAAAACCUGCUGGGGUUGUAUCCACGGAUCAAACCCCGACAGCGAACACUCGCCUGAGCUUCCCUUCGAGCACUGCAAUGUGUUGCCAGCCACUAGGAGCCACUGAAGAGAUUAUUCCGUGUCCCCAGGAAAGCCGAAGCUAGAAACGGUUUUAAUGGUGCUCACUUUAGCAGAUGGCGUCCACAAUGUGAAUCCCUGCAGUUCUAGGUGAGGCCCUUAUUCCAGUUUGCCUGUAACUGGGAGAGGUUACCUCCAAGAGGACUGAAUUUUGCCAAUUACUGGAAACCCAAAUAAAUACCCAGCUUUCAAAA
Messenger RNA from Otolemur garnettii (small-eared galago), 3353 nucleotides. RefSeq names its product protein phosphatase 1 regulatory subunit 13B (gene PPP1R13B). Gene Ontology annotation, molecular function: p53 binding. The coding region runs from base 121 to 3099 and encodes 992 amino acids. Gene Ontology annotation, cellular component: nucleus. Gene Ontology annotation, biological process: regulation of apoptotic process. The transcript is spliced from 14 exons. The record is from RefSeq and is a predicted model, not a curated record. Lineage: Eukaryota; Metazoa; Chordata; Mammalia; Primates; Galagidae.